Molecule: messenger RNA, 921 nt
Organism: Puccinia graminis f. sp. tritici CRL 75-36-700-3
Lineage: Eukaryota; Fungi; Basidiomycota; Pucciniomycetes; Pucciniales; Pucciniaceae
Exons: 3
Coding region: 1-921 (306 amino acids)
Source: RefSeq, a predicted model, not a curated record
AUGCUCACUGGAUAUGAAAAUAACUACGGGAGUGACUGGACUCGCCAGCGCACCUUAGAUAAUGGGACGGAUAUCGACAUGGCCACCGAACUGGGUACCACCUUGUCUAGAUCAACAACGGCACCCGCGCCUGCACUUCAACGCUUAUCAUUUGCUCGCCAUCCUUCUGUGAUUGGUUCCUCACUUAGCCCAGCUCCUUUGCUUGAGAAGAUUGCUCGACCAGCCAACCAGAACAUGGGAGAUGGCAUCGUAUUCGGCACCAUGGCUCAAAACAACUCAUCCCCGAGGGAUUCUUCUUCGUGCGAUCAAUCGCCCAGAGACAUCCAAGCGGUACUGGAUGGCUUGACAUCGAAGCCACUGGGACUCACAGACUUCAAACGAUUCCUGAACGAGAUUCGUCGAGGCGCAUAUUCAGAAGAAUGCAACUGUUGGAUCAGUUACGCUCCACUCCUGGUAGAUUUUCUGUUGGAUUUUAAGCGCUAUGCCGACGGUUUUGCGCGGUUGUCUCUACGUGAACAAUCUCAAUGUCCUCACCCGUUCGAAAUCAUUUGCCAUUUGAACUCCCAAAAUCCCGAAGCUCCGAAGGAUUCCAGUGACAUCGACUUUAGUGAUUUGAGGCAAGAUGUCGGUUUCUCACAGUUUGAAAAAGCAGCCCGUGAGCUAUCGGAGAGAAUGCCUGCAGACUUUGACGCCAACCCGAGCCAUGAGCACCCUGAUAAUCGUACCCCUACAAUGGAACCGGAAAACCCAAACCGGCCUCAUCGAAAAGUCAAUUGGGCACCCUCAUCUGCGAGGUGUUGCGCCCGACCAUCAACCCAUGAGAGAUUCCUUCAACGCUCUUGUAAUAAAAUAUUUGGGAAGCUCGACCUCGCUGAAGCAACAGGAUGGACUACUCUCAAGCUACGAAAUCAUCAACUUUGA